Molecule: messenger RNA, 1928 nt
Organism: Castor canadensis (American beaver)
Lineage: Eukaryota; Metazoa; Chordata; Mammalia; Rodentia; Castoridae
Gene: Bbof1
Product: basal body orientation factor 1
Source: RefSeq, a predicted model, not a curated record
AUGCCGUCGAAGAGAAAGGACAAAAGGAAAGCCAAACCCAAAGGCAAAGACGACAAGAAGGUGAUAAAAACAGAUGACUCUGUGGUGGACCGAGCCAAGGCCAAUGCGUCCCUUUGGGAGGCCAGGUUGGAAGUCACAGAACUCUCUAGGAUUGAGUAUCGUGAUACUUCUCGAAAACUGGCAAAAUAUAAUGAGGAAUUAAAGAAGCAACAGUAUAAAAUGGAGAAAGACACAAUGUCUGUGUUAAGUUACCUGAAGAAGCAAGAUCAGGAGAAAGAUAAUAUGAUCGAAAAGCUGAAACAGCAGUUGGCUGAAACAAAGGAAAAAGCCCAAGAGGAGAAGGAAAGAUUGGAACAAAAGUAUACUAUACAAAUAAAUGAGCUGGAGGGACGGUUCCAUCAAAAAUCCAAAGAAAUUGGCAUGAUUCAAACAGAGCUGAAGACAAUAAAACAAUUUCAGAAGAGAAAAAUCCAAGUGGAGAGAGAAUUAGAUGAUGUGAAAGAAAAUUUAAGGAACACAGAGAAGAAACAUCAGGAGACUCUUAGAAGACUGGAAGGCAAAUUUUUUGAAGAAAAGCAACGUCUAGAAAAAGAGGCUGAAAAGAAGAUAGUAAUGCUGGCAGAGAGAGCCCACAAUGAAGCUGUGGUACAAUUGAAUACUGCUGGAAGAAAUGUCUUUAAAGAGAAUAUUUAUCUCCAACGAGCUCUUACAUACCACAUGAAGGAAGCUGAUACCCUACAAAAAAGCUCCCAAAAGUUGCAAGAGAGUCGUACUCUCCUUUUACAUCAAAAGGAAAUCAAUGAGCUGUUGAUUAAGGAAAAGAUUAUGCAACUUACCCAGCAGAAAUCACAAAUCCAAACUCUUCAGAAGAAGGUAGUAAGCUUGGAGAAUGCUCUGAGUUAUAUGACCAAAGAGUUUGAGGCUGAAGUUUCUAAACUGCAGCAACAGGCAAUGAUAGAGAACCAAGCAGGUCAGGUAGAAAUUGACAAGCUACAGCAGCUUCUUCAAAUGAAGGACAGGGAAAUGAAUCGAGUGAAGAAACUGGCCAAGAACAUACUGGAUGAGAGAACAGAAAUGGAAAGUUUCUUUCUAGAUGCUCUACAUCAAGUGAAGCAACAGAUCAUAGUCAGCAGGAGACAUUAUAAACAGAUAGCACAAGCUGCUUUCAAUUUAAAAAUGAGAACAGCAUGUGCAGGAAGAACAGAGUAUCCCAAAAUCAGAACAUUUGAUGGCAGAGAACACAGCACCAAUAGCAUGAAUCAGGAUCUCAUAGAGGCUGAAAAAUGGACAAGUACUCAAAGAAAUGUGGAUAUUGGAGAUUUGACCUGGGAACAGAAGGAGAAAGUCUUGAGAUUGCUUUUUGCAAAAAUGAAUGGUUUUGCUUCUAGGAAUUACAGCCAGAGUUCUAGACUUCCAGUUCCAGACUAUAUUGUUUCUGACAGUGGAGAAACAAAGAAAUUUGGGGAUGAAAGUACGCUUCAAAAUCAAACCUUCAUCACCCAGCAAGUUCCCGUAUCAGACUCUGGUGAAAUGGUGCUACCUAGUAUUCCACAAGGACAAGACUCUGACAUAGUAAGGAGUCUGUAAUCUAAUCAAACAGUAGGCACAACUGUAAUCCUUUAUGCAUCUUGGCUAAUACAAAGGUCUUUUCUCUACUAGCCAGUGAGGAGCUCUCAGGGAUCAAUGGAAUGUCCACACUAAAGGCAUGUUACUCAUAAUGCAAAUGGGCAUCUGAGCCUCUUUUAGUGUUGAAAACCUUUUGAAAUAACAGCUAGCCAGAAUGUGUACUAGAUGAACCUAGGGCCUCAUACAUGCUGUAUAAACCUAAGCUAACCCCAGCCCUCUUAUCUUCUGCAUAAACAUAAACAUAGUGACCUUUUAACUCUUGGCUUUGGAUGUAGGUGGGGACUAUAAGUCCCUAUAGGGUA